Molecule: messenger RNA, 1179 nt
Organism: Phragmites australis (common reed)
Lineage: Eukaryota; Viridiplantae; Streptophyta; Magnoliopsida; Poales; Poaceae
Exons: 1
Coding region: 1-1179 (392 amino acids)
Cellular component (GO): plasma membrane
Source: RefSeq, a predicted model, not a curated record
AUGCGUGAGGAGCGCGAGUACCGGGGAGCGGAGCAGCCGCCGGGCCACCAGUCGACGGCAGGACGCAACCCGCCGUCCUAUGUGCCGCCGUCACAGAGGAGGCGAGAGCAACCUUACGCAGAGCCGUCACGGCCGGCAAUUGAGCAGCAGCCGGCCCAUGGACCGAAUCUGCAUGGAGGCGUCCAGGAUGAUUGGCAGGCGACGCCGCCGCCACCGGGAGGAGCACCACCAAUCGGUGGCAGCCUCGCCAUACUGGGAGGAGCUGCACGGCCGAGCCGGAAACGCUUCGGAGCCAGAAAGGACACCGAGACCAGGACGCGUCGGGCCUCAGACCGGCCGGGUGCGCAUGACCCGCACUCGCAUCCGCACCAGCACACACCGGGAGGAGCUGCACCGCCACGCGGGAGCAGCACCACCGCACUGGAAGGAGCAUCGCCACGCAGGGUCGGCGUCCCCAACGCAAAGACUAUCGAGCCCGUCAGCACGCUCAAGCAAGGAGAUCGCAUGGAGGGGGAGUCGAGCGGGAGUGCGCCGCCGUCGGGGAAGAAGGGGCACGCGGGGCAGUCGAUACUCCUCCGGGAGGAGAAGAAGAAGAAGAAGCCGGUAGCGUUCUGCCUCACCGCGUGCUGCAUCAUCUUCUGGCUUCUGGUGAUCUGCAUCGGCCUCGCCAUUCUGGUGGUCUACCUCCUCUACCGCCCGCAGCCGCCCCGGCUGCGCGUGACCACUGCGACCCUGAACGCGGGGUCCAUCGACCAGCUCCCUCCACCCCACGGCGGGCUGGUGCUCAACUCCGACCUCUACGUGCUCGCCGCCAUCUACAACCCCAACACCAAGAUCGACGUCGUGCUGCACUACAUGCAGCUGAACCUCUACUUCCACGGCAGGCUGAUCGGGACGCAGGCGGUCUGGCCGCCGAUGCACGAGGAACCCGGCGACUCCGUGCUCCGCAGUGUGCACCUGGUGGUGAGCGAGGUGACCAUGACGCGGGAGGACGUCGCGGUGUGGGAGAACGCCACAACCAAUGGCGGGCCCGUGGCGAUGCAGCUCGUCGGCAGGUUCCACGCGCAGCUCAACUUCGGCCGCUGGCUCCCGUUCAGGUACUGGGUGUACCCGACCUGCACCCUCUGGCUCAAUCCGCCGCCAGGCGGCGCGCUGCGCAGGGCGCGGUGCCGACACUGA